Chlorocebus sabaeus (green monkey) is the source of this 2274-nucleotide messenger RNA. RefSeq names its product spermidine/spermine N1-acetyl transferase like 1 (gene SATL1). The record is from RefSeq and is a predicted model, not a curated record. Gene Ontology annotation, molecular function: spermidine binding; diamine N-acetyltransferase activity. NCBI's taxonomy places the organism in Eukaryota, Metazoa, Chordata, Mammalia, Primates, Cercopithecidae.
AUGAACCAAUCAGGCACGAAUCAAUCAAGUUUAUCAGAUUCGAACCAAACCGGCAUAAACCAGCCAAGCACAAGCUCACUUGGUAUGAACCAAAUGGACAUGAACCAACAGAGUGCAAGCCUACAUGAAAUGAACCAAGUGGACACGAAACAACCAAGCAUGAGCCAAGCUGGCAUGAGGCAAUCAAGUACAAGCCUACCAGACAUAAACCAACCUGGCAUGAAACAACCAGGCACGUGGCAAUUAGGUAGGAGCCAACCAGAUAUGCUGCAACAAGAACUGAGCCAACUAGUCCUGAGCAAAGCAGACAUAAGCCAACUAGGCCCAUCGCAACCAGGCCCAAGCCAAUCAGGCCCCAGCCAAUCAAGCAUGAGGCAAGUAGACACGAACCAAUCAGGUAUGAGCCAACCAGUGGUGGGGCAACUAGACAGCCAGUCCGGUAGGAGCCAACCAACCACCAGACAAGUAGGCACCAGCCAAUCAGGCACAAGCCAAAUAAGCCUGAGCCAACCAGGCACAUGGCAAACAGGACUGAGCCAACCAGUCCUGAACCAACCAAACAUGAGUCCACCAGGCAUGUGGCAACCAGGCAUAAGCCAGCAAGUCCCAAGCCACCCAGACAUGAGUCAACCAGGCAUGAGUCAGCAAGUCCCAAGCCACCCAGACACAAGUCAACCAGGCAUGAGUCAGCAAGUCCCCAGCCAACCAGGCAUGAGGCAACCAGGCACUAGCCAAUCAUGUAAGAACCAAACAGACAUGGGCCAACCAGGUGCAAACCAAUCAAGUUUAUCAGAUUCCAACCAAACAGGUAUAAACCAGCCAAGCCCAAGCUUACAUGGUGUGAACCAAUUGAACAUGAACCAGCUGAGUGCAAGCCUAUAUGAAAUGAACCAAGUGGAUAUGAAACAACCAAGCAUGAGCCAAGCUGGCAUAAGGCAAUCAGGUACAAGCCUACCAGACAUAAACCAACCUGGCAUGAAACAACCAGGCACGUGGCAAUUAGGUAGGAGCCAACCAGGCAGGAGCCAACCAGGCAUGUGGCCACAAAGCCUGAACCAACUAUUCCUGAGCAAAGCAAGCACAAGCCAACCAGGCCCAUCUCAACCAGGCACAAGCCAAUCAGGCCCCAGCCAAUCAAGUACGAGCCAAGCAGGCACGAACCGAUCAGGUAUAAGCCAAACAGUGACGUGGCAACUAGACAGGCGACAGUCAGGUAGGAGCCAACCAAGCAUGAGACAAGUAGGCACCAGUCAAUCAGGCACAAGCCAACGAGUCACAUGGCAAACAGGCCUGAGCCAACUGGCCCGGAGCCGACCAAACAUGAGUUCACCAGGCAUGUGGCAACCAGGCAUGAGCCAGCAAGUCCCCAGCCAACUAGGCAUGAGACAACCAGGCACUAGCCAAUCAAGAAAGAACCAAACAGGCAUGAGCCAUCCAGGCAGGGGUCAUCCAGGCAUAUGGGAACCGGGGCCGAGUCACCCAGGCGGGAGCCAACAAGAGCUGGACCAAUUAGUACUGAGCCAACCAGGCCUGAGUCAACCAGGUAGGAGCCAGCCAAGUGUGAGCCAAAUGGGCAUGAGGCAGACAAGCAUGGAUUAUUUUCAAAUAAGACCUGCAGAGGCUGGAGACUGCCCAGAAAUUUUGCGACUGAUUAAAGAAUUGGCUGCCUGUGAAAGCAUGCUAGAUGCAAUGGAGUUAACAGCAGCUGAUUUACUCAGAGAUGGCUUUGGGGACAAUCCCCUUUUCUACUGCCUGAUUGCAGAAGUAAAUGAGCAACAAAAACCAUCAGGCAAAUUGACUGUUGGAUUUGCCAUGUACUACUUCACAUAUGACUCAUGGAUUGGCAAGGUACUUUACCUAGAGGACUUUUAUGUCACACGAGCUUACCAAGGUCUAGGUAUUGGAGCUGAAAUGCUGAAGAGGCUAAGUCAGAUAGCCAUCAGAACUCAAUGUAACCGCAUGCACUUUCUUGUCGUUAUUUGGAACCAGGCUUCUGUCGACUACUACACUAGUCGAGGGGCUUUAGACCUUUCCUCUGUGGAGGGCUGGCAUCUCUUCAGUUUUAACAGAGAAGAACUCCUGGACAUGGCAUGGGAAGAAUGAAAGAGGCCUUGAAACAACUCAUCCCAACAUAGCCUCCAACAUUUGACUGUCACCUGAGUCUACCAGCAGUUUGACUUUGUUGUACAAUACAGCAAGUGAUCAUCACAUUCUUGUUUGAGCAGAUCUUUUAUUUUGAGACAGAUUUUGUAGCUCUAGUCAACUUUCCAUUAU